Molecule: messenger RNA, 4447 nt
Organism: Carya illinoinensis
Lineage: Eukaryota; Viridiplantae; Streptophyta; Magnoliopsida; Fagales; Juglandaceae
Exons: 16
Coding region: 147-4019 (1290 amino acids)
Source: RefSeq, a predicted model, not a curated record
CCCCCCAAAACCCAAAAUACACACCCUCUUCCCUCAUACUCCGUGCUGUGCUAUCCCAACAGUGAAUCCGUAUUCCACAGAGGGUAAAAGAAAACCCUGUUUAGAUUCAGUGCAGCGCAGGGUGGGUGCAACGUGCAAGACCAAAAAUGGCCUCGGAAGAAGCCUGCAACACGGAGACCGAAGAUGAGACCAUCGCCCUCAAGAAGAAGCGUGCCAACCGGCGCGUGAGCUUCGCCGACGUCGAGAUCACCUCCGUCCACAUUUUCAACCGCGACGAAGACUUCUCUGAGGACCAUCCCGCUACCCCUAACGCUCCUCAUUCUGAGCAAGACGUCCUAGGGUUUUUCAGGGACCUCGCCGACGGCGACGAGUCCUCUCCCUGCGACGAGCAGGAGAGCAACUCCUUUUUACGCCCCAUCGGCUCUCCCUCUCCCGGAAGCAGCACUGUUGGUUCGGUCUCAGCCACUUCAAAUGACGAUGAAGACAAUUUCUUUGGGCCUGUAUCAGCGAAUUUCAUUAGACCCGAAAGGCUCUCCGACUCUGCUGCAUCGGAUGAUAUCACCAUGGAUUCCACCGCGUUUUCCAUGCAUUUCCGUAGUCUUGCUAGAUCAGAUUCUGGAGGAGGAGAACUCAAGACCCCAACCACAGCACAUCGUCUAAUUGCCUUUGAAGACAAUGCUACCCCGUCACGGACGGAUUUUUCUGCAAGUUUUAUGGUCCUGACUAAAUCGAAGAAGCUCUCUCUCGAUCAAGUAAGCAGUGGCGGUGGUGGAAAAGAUUCAAACGAGAUGAGUAUUGUAGGUGAAAACCCACGUAGUUAUGAUUACGGGAGGCUAUCUCCCAGAUUAGAUGCACUUCUGGCAGAAGGCAGCAAGGAUUUACAUGCAGUACCUGUGGACUCAAAGUCAUUGAUGAGGAAUGAGGAUGCCCAUGAUAUGGUGUCUCCGAUUGGUACAAAGAUGAGCGAGGCGAGUGGUGGUUCUUCAGACAGCCCCGCCCGAACUCCCAAGCAAUUAAUCGGAUACGAACCAGCAUAUUGCCCAUUGAGUGAAGGGAGGGUAAAAGGAAAUUCUCCUGAACCUCGAAGUAAUGACUCUGAUAUCAACCAGAAACCUGAGCAUCUAUCUGCAUCUUCUUUGGAUGGAUCCUUAUCUUUGUUAUCUUCUAAACAGUUGAAUUCAUUCGUAAGUACUCCUUAUUCAGCCAAACAUAUGGAGGUUAUGAUUCCUUCCUCAAAACUGCCAGGUUUGUAUUCAAGUAAUGAAAGCAUUAGUCAUGGUAACAUUCUGUCUUCCAUUCAGAAAAGCAUUUCCAAGUUUAAAAUUCCUGAGCCUUCUCCUUGUUCCUCUAGUCUCAAAGAGGGGAUCCAUAAAUUGAAGUGUAGAUUAUCAAAUUACUCUUCCAUGCGUUCUCCCUUUAAUGCUGUUAUGACUAGAAGUAGCGAAGGUCUUAAAUACAGACAUGUGGAUACCCCCAUUACUCAUUUAGAGGAGCACUUGUGUACUGCUGAUGUGAAGAAUGGAGAGGAUAAAAACUUGAUCAACAUAGAUGAUGGAAUUGAGACCUCAAAAAGCAUGGGUAAGUCUAACCAAAAUGAAGAGAUCUUGUGUCUUGCACAACAUGAAGAAUCUCCGUGUCACACGUCUUUCGGCCUUAUUUCUAAGGAUAAACCUAAAAAGCUAAUGACAGCAGUGGCUUCACCAUCUCAGUCCACUCGGUUGGGAGGGAAAGUGGUUCAGAAUUUCUUUAUGAGUGGAAAUCCGAUGGAAGGGACAUUGGCUACUACUGGAACUGAUUCCUCAUUAGUGGAGUUCACACUUGAUUACAGGAAAGAUAGGAAGGUGACUGGUACAGCUGAUAAAUUUGUUUCAUCUUCAGUAAUAGGUCAGACCUUGUCAACAUCCAUGGAAUAUCAAGGCAGUGUCUCCCCUCAGCUGGGACCACUGGAUCAGUACACUAAACUUGUUUCAUCCCCAAUGAAAAAUUUAUCACAAGCCUUAUCAGCAUCUUCAGAAUACCAAGGCAGUGUCUCCCCUCAGUUGAAACAGCUGGAUCAGUCUAAUAAACAUGUUGGUUUGGGGCAAUAUGGAGAUUCAACUGAAAAUGGUAUUGGUGAUAACUAUUCUAGUCAGGUAGGCGGCAAACUGGAUUCCUUGCUUUCUGAAAGUCGAGCAGAGUCUGCCUCACCCUUCUUGAAGACUGACCAUGUCAAAGAGUUUACUCAAGUAGAAAGGGUCUUUGACAUUAUGGAUUUUCAGUUUGAACAUGCAGAUAAGAACCUUCAAGCUGGAGCAGAGCCACAGAAAUUAUUUUUCCAUAGAAGUAAAAAUGAACCAUCCUUUGAAAAGAACCCAUCCAAGAAAGAUCCAGCCCAGAGUCUUCCCUUGGAAGAGUCGUCUCAGAGCUCCUACAGGAAAAAGUCGACUGCAAGUCCCACCAGCCAAGUGUCAAUUCUGAGCCCCUCCAGCCACGACCCAUCAAGUGCAUCACACAAUGACAUGAUGUCCCCUUUUGUUGGGAAAGUUGCCAUAUUUCCCAGGUCCAGAUUACAAGAUAUUGAUAACUAUUCUGGACAGAAAAGAAGAAAUGUACAAACCGUUUUUGUGAAUGGGGAUCAUAUUGACAAGUUGGCCAGGAUUGAAAGAAGUCCAAAAGGUCAUAAAAGUUGGGGUUGCGAUUUAGAGUUCACAAUCGAACAUGCUAAUGGAUCUAACAACGAAGGAGACAAGAUUGGAGGUGAUACAGCUUGGAUGCAUUGGGCUGAUAUCUUAGUGAAAUUCUCAGGGGAUGCAAAACAACUGCUUUCAGAGCAUAUUGAUAAACUAAAUUUGAAAUCGAUCUGUAUGCUGGAAGAUAUGGUGGUUUGCCUAUUGAAGGUUAAAAAAUAUGAGAUGCUUUCUUCCGAAAUCAAGUCUCAGACAAAAGCUGACCACUUCAGUAGCAUUAUGCAUAAAAGAGCUGCUGAAACAAGAUUGUUGCUGCAUAAAAUUGUAUAUGAAAAGGCCAAAUUACAAUUAAUGGGUGUGAAGCACAACAUAUUGCUGGAAAAAGGACGGCUAUUGAGAUCUGGAAUUCAGGAGUGUCAAAUAUUGAAGUUGAAAAUCGAAAAUAUAUUUGAAUGUGGUGCAGGGGAUGCUCAAAUUCACAAAUGUCUUCCUCAAUCUUCAAUUGAUUCUGAGAGCAUACAUGAGGUUUCUUAUGACAAAGUGACCACAAUGAAGCAGAAAUCUGAAUUUUUAGAUAGAAAAAUAGAGAGCUUGGUCAAAUUCUUUCACUCAAUUUGCAAGAUGAAAGGAGAACCAAGCUGUGCCAACACUAUUGCAUUAGUUCAUGAUCAGCUGAAAAAUAGAAUGUGUUGCAGCUAUAUACGCCAAGAUUUGCAGCUAUGGGAAGUUGGUGGUUUUGAGAGUGGGAAUGGUCGUUAUAGCAUUCUCCUCAACUAUAAGGGCUACAUCAACCAAAGAUUCACAGUAAAUGCUGGUCCAAUAUCAAGCGUAAUCGUCACAAGCAAAUUGAGUGAUACCAACAUCUUAAAGAACUUUCCAAACAUUGAUGCUUGCACUGGAUUUGCAUUUGUGCUAAAUGCUGAGACUACUAGGAAGUAUGUUGGAUCAAGAUGUUUGGCACAAGAGACACAGAUCUCCAGUAUACUUCUAUGCAAUCUGCUUGAUGUGGUUGAGGAAGUUCAGUUAACCCAGAUAGAGGUCACAAAUCUGAUCCAUACAUGUUUUCAUUCUCCAUCUGGUGACCAGCUUAAUUUGCAGCUAUGUUUCAUUGAUUUUUAUAGUGGUUGGAAAGUGACGCUGACUCUUGAUUUGACGUGUUUGAAUCGUGGUGUUUAUCCUUCAGAGGUUCUUCCGAAUGAAAUCCGAGCUCCCAACGCCGGGUCAGAUAAUUCAUGGUUGCAGUCACUCAUGGCUGAAAUAAGAACUGCAGCCGAGAAUCUCAGGACUGGAUAUUCAAGGAUAAUGAGGCUCUGCAGGUGCGUUUCUCAGGUGGUGCAAGCUUCAGGGAGAUGAACAGUAUUGACAAGGGAAGGUCAGAAGUGUCACUGAAUUUCUUUAAUGUGUCUAGAAUGCGUACCAGGGUAAUACAAAUGUUCCCUUUUCUUGGUAGAUUGCACGGUACAAAUGAUUUGUUAUGUAUUUUGGUUGGUGGAGAUUGACAGACUUGUGCUUUUUUACCGAAGGUGUUCCUCGUAGGAUGGAGUCGAAUUUUGAUUUGGCAUAUUCUAAAAUCUAAAGUAGACGUGCGUUGUGGGUGGGGCAAGUGGAUUGUUGCCGCUAUCAUGCUGUCAUGUUUCAGGUUAGUAAAUGGGGGAUUAUUCUCUUUCUUAGGUUUGGGCCGGAAUGGUAGUCAGGGAUCAAAUGUUUUGUCCUACGUAAUGGGCGAUUGGAAUCGUGUGGCAAAACAAGAUAUGGCACAUCUCGGUAAUGCCAUUUUUUGA